Messenger RNA from Bactrocera neohumeralis, 1808 nucleotides. It is a transcript of the gene Swim, whose product is annotated as tubulointerstitial nephritis antigen-like. Gene Ontology annotation, molecular function: cysteine-type peptidase activity. The record is from RefSeq and is a predicted model, not a curated record. NCBI's taxonomy places the organism in Eukaryota, Metazoa, Arthropoda, Insecta, Diptera, Tephritidae. The transcript has 6 exons. Gene Ontology annotation, cellular component: lysosome. The coding region runs from base 243 to 1547 and encodes 434 amino acids. Gene Ontology annotation, biological process: proteolysis.
GAUCGCAGUUGGUACGCGAAAAAGUUGGAGACUCGCGAAAUACAAUUUUGGAGUAAAUUUGAAAAAUUAAUAAUAAAAAUAUUGUUUGGCGCGCUUAAGAAAAAUUCGAUAAUAAAUAAAUAUUACAUUUAAAGAUAAGUGAAUACGAAAAGCGUUAUUUACUGAAAGUAAAUUUGUGAAAUCGCGCAUAUUAAAACGUUUCAAAGAAAUUUGGCAAAAACCUGCAGCUUAAUUGUUAAAAUAUGAAUCGUAAAUUUGGUAAGGCGACCACAGCCUUGAGGUUGCUCACUGCCUUCACACUACUCGGCGCAGUGGUGGCCUACGAUAACACAUUAGAACUAGAUUUCCCUGGCCCUUAUUGUGCUGCGAAGAAUAUUUGUUGUAAAAACAGGGAAGAUGGUUGCGCUAUGCCGAUUUCAACCACACUCUGCUAUUGCGAUGAGUUCUGUGAUCGCGAUCGUUCCGCCGAUUGCUGUCCCGAUUACCAUUCAUUCUGCUUAGGCGCACCGCGUCCGAUAAUGCGCUGCUACCACAACGGCAUCUACUUCAGCAAAUACAAUACCACAACGGAUAACUGUAAUGAGUGUCGUUGCCUGGACGGUGGACGCGUAGAGUGUGAUCGCGAUCUCUGUCUAACCGAUGACAAUUUAGUGAACAACGUGAACUCGAUACGUCAGUUAGGCUGGUCGGCACGGAAAUAUGGCGAAUGGUGGGGACGUAAAUACGCGGACGGUCUGACAUUACGUCUGGGCACAAUGGAACCUACAUUCCGCGUCAAAGCGAUGACACGUUUAAGCAACAAGGCGAGCGCUUUGCCACGUCAAUUCAAUGCCGUGGAUCGUUGGAGCAAAUAUGUAAGCGAUGUGCCAGAUCAAGGCUGGUGCGGCUCGUCUUGGGUGCUGUCUACAACAUCGGUUGCUUCGGAUCGCUUCGCCAUACAAUCGCAGGGUAAGGAAGUUGUGCAGCUAUCGCCACAGAAUAUUUUGUCGUGCACACGCAGACAACAGGGUUGCAACGGUGGUCACUUAGAUGCCGCCUGGCGUUUCCUGCAUAAACAGGGUGUCUUGUCAGAGGAAUGCUACCCAUACACCGCACGCCGUGACGUCUGCAAAAUAACUCACGGUUCCCGUCGUCUGUUGAGCGCGUACGGCUGUCGCCCUGCAACACGCACCGAUCGCGAUGAGUUCUACACAGUCGGCCCGGCAUACUCGCUGAACAACGAAACCGAUAUUAUGGCCGAAAUCUUCCAUUCGGGUCCCGUGCAGGCGACCAUGCGCAUUUAUCGCGAUUUCUUCGCCUAUUCGGGUGGCGUCUACCGACAUACCGCGGCCAGUCGCAGCAGUCCGACUGGUUUCCACUCGGUAAAAUUGGUCGGCUGGGGUGAGGAGCAUGAUGGCGUCAAGUAUUGGAUCGCCGCCAACUCGUGGGGUCCCUGGUGGGGUGAACAUGGUUACUUCCGCAUUGCGCGCGGCAACAAUGAAUGCGGCAUUGAGGAGUAUGUCCUCGCCGCUUGGCCCAAUGUUUACAACUACUUCAAAACCACUUGAAGCGUAUGAGAGUGAGCCGCAAAGCGUGGUCGUGUGAGAAAUUGCAAACAAAGAAAUAAUAAUCUCGUAAAUUUUUCCAAUUACAUUUUAAUAUCUAAUUAAACACUAAAAAUUAUGCAAGUUUAAAGCCCAAGCAAAAUUUUUUAUAUAAUCUAUUUUUUUUAUAAACUAUAUUAAAAGCAAACAAACAUAUUUAGAAUCGGAAGUGAAAAUUAGGUUUUGUUUGGUUGCAGAACUUUAGUCGCUCACUGUAGAAUUAAG